ACUGCGAGAGCGGGUUUUCGAGUUGAUACAAGUGUAGCAACUAGUUUACAAAGUCGACGCAUUUUUCUCACUUGAAUCACGUACACCUGUUGCUCUAUAUACGUGGAUAUCAGCCUCGAGUUUUGGUGUCAUAUCACAGGCUAGUGUCUGUUUUCAAUUUUUGCACGUGUAGGGAAUUGUGUGUGGGAAACACUUUAGUCCGACGAUUAAAGUUCAUUUGAAAAUUUUUUUCGCUCGCGUUUAUUGCAUUCGGCUUCGAACAAGUGCGCCGAGAGCUAACGUUUCGAUUCUGAUUUGACAUUUUUUCAAUACUAAUAUUAUAUUUCCGCGUUUCGUUGCAUUUUCAUAUUUAUUUCUACUCUCGUGUGAAUUAUUUCGAGUCAUCACGGGAAACAAUUGUUGAAAAAUUAAUAGAAAAAUUAUUUUCCAAGUUUGGAGAAGGGAUUUUCGGCUGAAGUUUUAUUGCUUCGGUUCCUCUUCGUAUAAUCCGGAGAUAAAUAUUCAAUAGUUAAAUAUUUACAAUGAGUGGAGUGUGCGUUACCACCGAUGGAGAUAAGAAAAUGAUAAAUGAUCCUGACGAGCCGGGGGAUUUGGAGCGUUCGGGGGGGCAUUUUGGAACUCAAAACUCAACUCAAUUUGGGACUCAAGUCCAUGAAAAUAGUGGGAAAAGUGGGAGACAGGAUGUUUCCACGUGGGAUGAGAGCGAGUAUUCGUGCAACGAUGAGACAGCGAGUGCCGCUUCAUCAGCGAGUUUAGGGAGUCACGAGUCAAAUGAGUUCAACGAAUCAUCUGGUUACAAUUCGCCGGGUAAUGAGGGGGAUUUAAAGUGCCGGGUCGAGGGGGGGUUGGAGGGGUUGGAGGGGCUGUGCGUUGAGGAUGGUUCCACGGGGGUUGGGGGUGGGAAUGGCGAUGAGGCGAGUGAUGACGGCUGGGAGGCUGAUGAUUGCGCCGGGUUUUAUGAGGCUGUGAGAAUCGGGGAUAGUAGGAAAGUCGAGGAGCUGCUCGGAGAGGGGGCUAUUGUGGAUGUUGAUGAGCCCAAUUGGAAUGUUUCGGGGGAUCCACCGCUACUUGUGGCUGCUACCAAUCAUUGUUAUGAGGUUUUGAGAGUACUAUUGGCAAAGGGUUGCAACCCCGGCGCCCGUUCCCCGCGAGGUGAAACGGCGCUUCAUCGUGCGAUAAUAAAUCGUGGUCCAUUCAAAGCCCGUAAAUUCGUGGAGGAGCUUCUGCGACACGGCUGUUCUUCGGGUGUCAAAGAAGCUGGGGGUGGCUUGACGGCGCUCCACAUGCUCACCCGUCAAUUGGCCCACGCGUAUUCAUCGAGGGUCUCUCAAGUGGACUUUCAAGAGGCUCUCGAGACCCUCAGUGUUUUGGCAAAGGCAGGGGCUGUCAAUGAAAGAGAUCACCAGGGGCGGAGUGCUUUGCAUAUAUUAGCGUCUUCAAUCACAUUUGACAACUGCAGACCCGAAAUUGAGGCUGUGAUAGGAGCGCUGCUCUCAGCAGGGGGUGACCCGUUACAAAAAAACGAUCGUGGAGAGACACCACUGCACGAGGCCCUCGAAUUCGGGGCCUUGAAUACAGCCGAUCUCUUGAUACCCCACACUCCAACGGGUUUGACGUCUCGCUACGGGGAGACCCCCCUGCACAUUGCAUCGAGAAAAAAUUACCUAGAAACAGUGGAGAAACUCCUGAAGCGAAAUGAGAACCCGAGGACUCAGGACGCAGGUGGAAAUACUCCAGUUCAUCUGGCAGCAGCCAGGGGUUAUCAUGAGGUCGUCUCCUUGCUGAUGACUUCUAAUCUCGUACAACUGGAAGUUACUAAUGACGAGGGACUCACGGCCCUUCAGGUGGCAGCUGAAAGUGGAUUCAUCGAUACUGUUAGAGUCCUCAUCGAUGCCGGAGCCGAUCUCACGUGCAUCGAUGGCUCCACAACGAUUCACCAUCGCCAUCCUGAUAUAUCGGUUGUCAUCGAUCAGGAGAGAACGAAAAGGAAUGCAAAUCACACUUGAGAGACUGCUGGAGUUUAGAAAUGGAAUGAAUAUUUAGUGGAGACAUCGAUACGUAUCAGUGUCUUUGGGUACCGCUAUGGUAUGCUCGAAAUGUGAAAGAUGAAAGUAAGUUGUGAUGAUUCGGUGGGAGAAUUGGAGAGAAUUUUAGUGUCGAAGGGGGAGGAGGGGAUAGCUUAACUCAACUCGAAGAUCCGUUCUUCAUGAAUUUUUGAAUCUACACAGAGAAAAAAAUUAGUUGUUGUCAGUAGAUAUCUCUGAAUUUAAGAACUCGUUGAUACUGAGUAUUUGAGUGGAAAGGGCUGAAAAUAAAUAGAAUUUUCACUUAUUUUGUGAAAAUUUUCUAUAGAAAAUCAGAGGAAAAGUUCUAAUUCUCAAUUCUUUUUACACAAUUUUAGCAUAAUUAUCCUCGAAUUUUUUGCUACUCCAAGAGAUUCUUGAUUCUGUGAUUCAGAACUUGAGGGGGUUUUGACCAGCAUUCUCAAAUUAUGAACAGUCUCCUCCUUGAAUUGAUGUUCCUCCGUGUUCUAAAACAAAUUUAUUUAUGUUUGUGUUCAACUUGACUGAAUUAAUGUUGAAUUAGUGUUCAAUGAAUCGAUAAUUUUUUCCCUUCAAAUGUUAUUCCAGUAAUUCUUGCUUUAAGAACCCAAUAGUUCUUUUGGUCAGAAGUUUAACCAAUUGAAAUGAGUACAUUUUUUGGGGCUGAAUUUUAGAACUUUUUUUCUGCAAUUGAGUUCUUUAUUCUUAGUUGAAUGCCGUUGAAAAUCGUGAGUUAUCAAUAAAUAUCUCUCAAUUUUAAGAAAAUCUUGGUUCUGUAAUUUAGAACUUUAGGGAUUUUCGUGUAAAAUUCUCAAGUUAUGAAUAUUCUCGUCCUUGGAUUGAUAUUCCUCCGUGUCAUAAAAUUAAUUUAUUCAUGUGUGUUUUCGACUUGAUGUAAUUAAUGUUGAAUUAAUGUUCAAUUCUUCGAGAAUUUUAUCCCUUCGAAUGUUCUUAGUUUGAAAAUGCGUAGGUGCUCAAUUUAGGAACUCAAUAAUUCUUGUUUAAAGAACCCAAUGGUUUUUUUUUUCAAGUUUAAUCACUUGAAAUGAGUGUUUUUUCUUCGAGGUUGAGUUUUAGCAUUUUUUCUUCUGAAAUUGAGCAACCAGUUCCUUAUUCUCAGUAGAAUGCCGUCGAAAAUCAUAAAUUAAUAAAUAAAUAUCGCCCAUUUCGUCUUUGCUUUGAUGUUUCUCCGUGUUAUAAAAUUAAUUUAUUCAUUUUUGUGUUCGACUUGAUUGAAUUAAUAUUGAAUUAGUGUUCAAUUAGUCGAAAAUUUUGUCCCUUCGAAUGUUGUUUGUUUGAGAACGCAAAGGUUCUUAAUUUAGACAACCAAUAAUUCUUAUUUGAAGAGCCCAACGGUUUUUUUUCUUCAAAAUUUUAACCACUUGAAAUGAGUGUAUUUCUUGGGGUUGAGUUUUAGAAUUUUUUAUUCUGAAAUUGAGCAACCAGUUUCUUAUUCUCAGUACAAUGCCGUUGAAAACCACGAGUUUCGUAUAAUCAGUAACUUGAUUCUGGUAACUAGAAAGUUUUUUUCUUUGUGAUAAGAGAGAUGGAGAAAUGUUAAUUCAGUGCACCUCUCAUUUCGCCAUGUAAAAAAGGUCCCCUUAGAAAUUUCUCCAUCUCCCACAGAUUCGAAAACUGCAAAGUGGUAAAACUAACGAGUCAAUUUGAAAAAAUCGCCACUUCUCUUCAAUUAAAACGAGAUAAAUCAAUUCGACAUGAACAAAAUAACUUAUCAAUAAAUAUCUCCCAAUGUAAGCGAUUUUUUUUGUCUAAACACAAAUGACUUCGCAGUUAAAUUGAAAACUUAUAGAUUUUUUUGUAAUUUUUAUACCAAUUUAUUAUCUAUUCUGUUUAAUGAAUUACGUCACUAGGAUACUGUUGAUACUGUUAAAAAAAUUGGAAUUUCAUGGACAAGUUGAUAGCAAUUUCCAGAGGAAAAUAAAAUUCGUUUUUAGAUGGAUAAGCUCAUGAAAUUCCAAAUUUCAGGUAGAAUUCAAGUGAAUUCAAAUAGUCUUUAGUAGAAAAGAAGCGGAAAUUUCACAACUUACUUGAAUUUCCUUUUCCUAAUUUUCGCCGAAUAAUUGACCUGAAAUUCCCAGUUUCCAUUGAUUUUCUCCUAAAAUAAUGCAAAAAACACUGAAAUACAUGAUUUUUCACUGAAAUUCCCUGGAUUGUAAUAAAAACCCAAAAUCCCGUUCAUAUAACAUUUCCAUAUAUUUAAUAUAUGUAUAAUUUCGAAAUCAGGCACAAAUUAACAAAAUGAUAGUGUAUCUUCUCUGUUUUCUUUGGUGACUUAUGUACAGUUAAUUAUGUAUAAAAUAAUGUUACACUA
Molecule: messenger RNA, 4374 nt
Organism: Diachasma alloeum
Lineage: Eukaryota; Metazoa; Arthropoda; Insecta; Hymenoptera; Braconidae
Product: serine/threonine-protein phosphatase 6 regulatory ankyrin repeat subunit B
Exons: 3
Coding region: 522-2006 (494 amino acids)
Molecular function (GO): protein binding
Source: RefSeq, a predicted model, not a curated record